AUGAUAUGUCGGUCAUGCAUACGGGCAGCGACCCGCGCCCAAACAAAAACAAUUCGCCAACCACAACAACAACAACGCCAAUACCCCCGCUUCCUCUCCACCACUCCACCCCUCCGCAAUGCAGCAGCAACCCCCAUUUCCGGCGCCACUGCCACCCAAACCGCACCUAGACAAGGUGACGCUUCGUCCUCGCAUACCCCACCAGCUGCAACAUCGACAUCGGCCGCGCAGCCUUUUAGCGAGCCCUUGACACCAGCCGCAAGCCCGGACCUCAAAGGUCUCGCAACCGAAGUUUCUAAGAAGAAAGCGACGCCGCUUGUAAAAAGCAGUAUACCAGCCGGUCAACCGCUCAAGGGAUUGAACUUUUUGAAGGAUAGACAGGAUCCAGUGGCUUUGCCAGACGACGAGUAUCCACCCUGGCUAUGGACGAUUCUGGAUCGCCAGGAGAAGAAGGCUGAAGCUGGGGCGGGAGAUUUGUUCUCCAAAUCAAAGAAACAGCGUCGUCUAGCCGCCAAACGGCUCCGAAAGGAACAAGCAAUGAACCCCGGCAUGCUGGUACCCAAGGUACCCAUCUACGAACAAACGAUUGAUUUACCCACUGGCGAUGGUAGUCUAGCGGGUGCGGUGGAGGCGUCGAGUGCGCGGGAGGAAUUGACAAAGGCGAUGCGGAAUAAGAGGAGGGCUAGCAUCAAGGAGGCUAAUUUCUUGAAGGCUAUGGGUUAA
Molecule: messenger RNA, 723 nt
Organism: Pyrenophora tritici-repentis Pt-1C-BFP
Lineage: Eukaryota; Fungi; Ascomycota; Dothideomycetes; Pleosporales; Pleosporaceae
Source: RefSeq, a predicted model, not a curated record